This is a messenger RNA of Acanthosepion pharaonis, 2259 nucleotides long. The record is from the annotation of a GenBank genome assembly. Lineage: Eukaryota; Metazoa; Mollusca; Cephalopoda; Sepiida; Sepiidae.
AUGGUACCGAGAUUAAAUGGCGACCAUGAAGCACAUGCUCACACACGAGAUUGUUUCCCUUCUUCCAUUGAAAAUACAUACAUAUACGCACACGCACAUCUAUCUAUCUAUCUAUCUAUCUAUCUAUCUAUCAUAGAUAUAUAUAUAUAUCUUCUAUCUAUCUAUCUAUCUAUCUAUCUAUCUAUCGAUAUAUAUAUAUAUAUCCUAUCACAAAUAUUGAAUUCGCUCGUCCGUUUGGGUCCCACCUCUUUCCCAGUUGAACUUGGUCCUUGCUUGCAAACCAUCCCGCCCCCCACAAAUUCUUGCAUCUGGCACGCAGCCAUUUGCAUGCAAAUGGUUUCCAUGAACCAAACCACUGACACUAUCGCCCUCUCGCGGGGACUUCUUUCCCUUAUCUUUUUUUCCCCGUUCUCAUAUUUUUUUUUCUCUUUGCCUUCCUUUCUUUCUUUUCUUUUUCUGUACAUUUCUUUCACCUUUCCUUCUUUUUCUUCCCUUUUUAUCUUUCCUAAUUUUCCUUUCCUUUUCCCUGCUUUUUUUUGCCUUUUCUUUCUUUUAAUUUCUUUAUUUGUUCAAAAUUAUUCUAAAUAUCUAAUCUCUUUCUUUCUUCCCUUUUUCUUUCUUUCUUUCUUUCUUUCUUCAUUUCUUUCUCUCUUCUCUUCCAGGUUCAUUUCUCUUUCUCUUCGUUUCUUUCUUUCUUUUCAUUCUCAUCGCUCUCUUUCUUUUCUUUUUCAUUUAUAUUUCUUUCUCUUCGUCGCUCUAUUUAAUUUUAUUUUUUUCUUUCUUUCAUUUCUCAUCGUCUCUUCUUUUCUUUUCUUUCUUCGUUUCUUUCUCUCUCUUCGUCUCUCGCUUUCUUUCUCUUCGUUUCUUUCUUUCUUUCAUUCUCAUCGUCUCUUGCUUUCUUUCUUUCUUCGUUUCUUUCUCUCUCUUCGUCUCUCGCUUUCUUUCUCUUCGUUUCUUUCUUUCUUUCAUUCUCAUCGUCUCUUGCUUUCUUUCUUUCUUCGUUUCUUUCUCUCUCUUCGUCUCUCGCUUUCUUUCUCUUCGUUUCUUUCUUUCUUAAUUUCUCAUCGUCAAUCUUUCUUUCUUUCUUCAUUUCUUUCUUUCUCUUCGUCUCUCCUUUCUUUCUCUUCGUUUUCUUUCUCCAUCAAAACAAAUGGAAUCUUUCUUUCUCUUCGUUUCUUUCUUUUCUUUCAUUCUCAUCGUCUUUGCUUUCUCUCUUUCUUCAUUUUCUUUCUCUCUCUCUUCGUCUCUCCUUUUUCUUUCUCUUCGUUUCUUUCUUUCUUUCAUUUCAUCGUCUCUUGCUUUCUUUCUUUCCGAUUUCUUUCAUCUUCGUCCAUUUUUUUUUUCUCUUCAUUUCUUUCUUUUCUUUCAUUCUCAUCGUCUCUUCUUUCUUUCUUUCUUCAUUUCUUUCUCUCUCUCUUUUCUUUCUCUUCUUUUCUUUCUUUUUUUCAUUCUCAUCGUCUUUUGCUUUCUUUUCUUUCUUUCGUUUUUUCUCUCUCUUCGUCUCUCGCUUUCUUUCUCUUCGUUUCUUUCUUUCUUUCAUUCUCAUCGUCUCUUGCUUUCUUUCUUUCUUCGUUUCUUUGUGCUCGCCACUUUCUUUCUUUCUCCUCAUUUCUUUCUUCCUUUCUUUCUUUUCGUCUCUUUCUUUCUUUUUCUUCGUCACUUGCGCUCUUUCUCUUCCUUCUUUCCUGUUCUUCUUUCUUUCUUUCUUUUUUCUUUCUUUCUUUCUUUUCGUAUAUGAGAUUUUUCUUUUUCUCCCUCAUUUUAUUUUGCAAUUCUAUUCGCCUUCUCAGCUUUCUUUUAUCUCUCACUGUUUCUAAAUUCAUCUUUUUACCAACUAGUUCUUCGAUCUCUUCCGUCUUUGUCUCCGUAAAUCUGCUAGUCACUUCAAUAUCUAUCUAUCUAUCUAUCUAUCUAUAUCUAUCUAUCUAUCUAUCUAUCUAUCUAUCUAUCUUUUCUUUCUUUCUUAAUCUAUCUCUUUGUUUAAUUUCUGUCUUUUAUUUUAUCUAUUUUCUCUCUCUCUCUAUCUAUUUAUCUAUCUAUCUCAAGUAUACCACCAGGCCAGAGUAUAUCAUCAGCCGAGAUUAUAACAUCAGCCGUGAGUAUACCAUCACCCGGGAGUAUACCACCAACCCAGAGUAUACCACCAACCCAGAGUAUACCAUUAUCCAGAGUAUACCACCAGCCCAGAGUAUACCAUUAUCCCAGAGUAUACCACCAGCCCAGAAUAAACCGUUAGCCCAGAGUAUACCACCAGCCUAG